This is a messenger RNA of Penicillium salamii, 2472 nucleotides long. The record is from the annotation of a GenBank genome assembly. Lineage: Eukaryota; Fungi; Ascomycota; Eurotiomycetes; Eurotiales; Aspergillaceae.
AUGGAUAAACCACGUACCCGCAAUCGCAGGCCGGUGACCUGUGGCACCGCCAAAGGCCAACCCCGUUCGAAUACCAACGCGACUACACACCUAUCCCCAACCAGGGUUACCUCCAAAACGAAGUCCGUACCGGUCUCAUCACGUCUCGCGCGAUCACCGAACAAAAUUUCGCAGAGCAAUAAGAAGGAGGACCAGCCAUCCGGAUCUUCCGGCGCGACCCCAGCACCCGCUCUUGCGCAAUCGCAAUCCACCACAGAAUCCAAUGUAUAUGAUCUUCCAUCUUCAGGUGAUGAGCAGACCAUAAUCAGGCGAAAGCGAAGACGCCCUAGUCACGACAACAGCAAGCACAGCCCUGCGACCAAGCGAGCCGUGAGGCCUAGGCCGCCACCUAGCUCGAAAUCGCGCACGGUAGAUGACAAGGAUACCGUCGCGCCAAUAAAAUUAGAGAAACCUGUGCCUAUCCGCGAAGUCCCAUCGGUGGUUUUAGAGAAGGAUCAGCAAAAAGUCAACACCGGGGAAUCGUCGAUCUUUAGAGCUGGGAGGCCAGCGCGAAGCAAGACAGAGAGGCCUGCACCUGAGCAGGUGCCAAGAGCGUCGGCCGAGGAGAGGCCCGAAGCCUUUGAUUCCGAGCCGCAAGGUUCACCGAGUACCAAGUGGCAUCAUGCAGUCACGGAGAAUACCACACCUGGCAGAAAGAGACUGAUUGACUCACUAGGGGCUGUAACACCAGCUCCCGACCUUUCUCCCAAAACCCCGGCUGCGAGUCAGGAGCCGCCAGCUUCGACCCCACGCAGUCCAGUUUCGCCUAAUGUACCUCUAGACGAAGGUCAUCUCGAACACCAUGUUCAAGCUUCUCCCACCGCGGGACCAUCUCAUCUCCGGAGCUCUGGGGUCACUUACGCGCGUCAGCGCUCUUUCCUGGAUGACAUGCUCCUGGAAGACGAGCUUACAGCAUCGAAUAUGCCGGGCCUCAAUCAUCGUUCUCAGUCCAUUCAACGUCAGUUGGCCAAAGAGGCUACCUCCAGUGCCCAGUUGAUUGGAGAAAUGGAAGAAACAAAUGAUGACGGAUCGGUGCGAAGUAUCCAUGAACUUCGACAGGCUGGCGGGAAUGCUCGUUAUCGCGGCGCUGUUGAGUCUAUUUUCGAAGAUAUUGAGGACGCGCAAAACUCAACUGCGGGUCACUGCAAUGCUUUGCUUCAAUUGUGCGGGAAAUUGAUGGAUACUGGACUCAGACGCCGAUUUGUUGAAUGUAACUUCGACAAAAGACUGGUUGAUUGUCUCUCCAUGGAUCUUGAAGUGGUUCCUGCGGCUUUGACAUUUUGUGCCUACGCACUGGCAUCGUCUGACGGACAUACGUCUUUUGUUCAUGCAGCUACAGCAUGGCCCAAGCUUUUGGAAUUGUCGCCUAAGUUGCUGACAACCCAAGAUGACCUUACAGAGGUUGCUAAGAGCAAGACCAACGGCCUUGCACGCCAUUCGCAAAAGACACUACAGAACCUAGUGCCACGAAUUUCUGACAUGUUAUUUCCAGCUAAUUCUGCGGUGAGGAUUUCACCUUGCACUCUGGCAUUGUAUUGCCUGAGAAUAACUCUCUCCACAAUGCGAACCAAAGGCGAGAGUCCCAGCAAGAUCUCAAGUUCUCUGUUUGAGAUUUUGAUGCAAUUACUUGUAUCUGAAAGCCAUCAAUGCGUCUCACAAAAAUCAAUGCCAGCCGAAAGCUCUCAGAUCCUGUGCAUGGUAUUUUCGGUCCUAGAGGCAUUUACUUCCUCGCCUGAGUCUGCCAAUGAUGACUAUCGUGGCAUAAUGGAACCACUUUCGACACUUCACGGUCUGUUCUAUCUAAAGAGUGAUUACCUGGACGCUAUCAGCCAACAAAUCCAACCUCUGUUCAUCCGGGUGAUACUGAAUGUUACCAACAGCAACCCGGCAAUUUGUGAUGAGUUUGCAAAACAAGAGAUAAUCGGGGGCCUGGUUCAUAUGGUCACUGCAAACUUUGGUGAUCUGACGGAGGACAUGCUCGGCCAAGAGAACAAUACACUAGAUGGUGUGAUUUUGGCACUUGGCGCUCUGAUCAACAUGACCGAAAAGAGCGCAAUGUCGAGAUCAACCUUUCUUCACUCCAUUGGCUCCGGUCAGCCUUUCCUUGAACGCCUAACGCACUUGUUCACAACAUUUGCCGACUCUAUCUCAACGGCACAUUCUGUCGUAGACGUACACCACAAUGUUGCCGUGGGCUAUUUGGCUGUUCUUCUACUAACACUCUCCCUGGACAACGAGACUCGAUCGCGAAUAAAGAAAUUAUUAGCUCCCAAUGGGUUGACACUUGUUGUAUCGACCGUUGAGGAGUUCCUGCAAUACCACCGAAAGAUUGAGCAGGAAGUCUCUGCAUUGCCAGCCCAGGGGCAACCAGCCAGUGGUUUCAUGGCGAGAUUACAAGAGCUCAUCGCCCAGGUACGACUUGCAGAAUCUUGA